ACUCAACACCCGUCGCGUUCGGUUGACCCGCAUUUUGCUGUGUGUGAAGUGAAACAAGUGAGAAAAAAUCCAUAAAAGUUGUCCAUUUGGGUGUGCACAAUCAAAAAGAGUAUUACUUUGGAAAAUCAAAAAAUAAAAAUAUGUCUGACACAGUGGAAAAGCGUAAGCUCUCAGAGCUCCGGGUGGUAGACCUGAAGCAGGAGCUGGAGAAACGCGAUAAAGAUGGAAGUGGAGUGAAAAAUGUGCUCAUCGAUCGAUUGACUCAGGCUUUGAAAGAUGAAAAGCUGGAUCCGGAAACGUACGAGUUUGAAGUAACCGUAACGGGAAAAACUCCUGCUAAGAAGGGAAAGGCACCGACAAAGGCGGAAGAUGAGGCUGCUGAAGAAGGCGAUUUGAAUAUGGCCGAUAUGGUGGUGCAGGAUGAGUGCAAUGAAGACGAAACGGUUGCAGCAGAGACAAAGAAGGAAGUGCCGGCAGUGAAACCGGCUGUGGAGGAGAAGAAGGAAGAGAAGAAGGAAAAACCGAAAGAAGAACCAAAGAAGGAAGAGAAAGUGGAAACAUCCAACGGAAAAGCUGCUGCUGCGACUGCUGAAACAGAUAAGACCAGCAAGGAUGAAACCAAGGAAGCUGAUAAUGAGGAUUCGCUCAAUUUGACGAUUGGCGAAGAGGAUGAAAAGUUGCUUCAUGACGAUAGCAACGUCGAGAGUGAAAAGAAGGGUGCUGACACUGAAAAGAGUUCCACGGACAGCAAGAAGGUAGAUGCUUCUGACGAAGGCAACAAGGCUGAUAAGAGUGACUCUUCAAGUGAGAAAACGGCCGGUUCUAAGGACGAGAAAGAGAGCGCUGGAAAGCCGUCGUCAUCGUCGUCUGCCAAGUCCGGCACAUCCAGCGACUCCAAGUCAAAAUCGUCACCGAGCUCGAGUGAGAAAACGUCGACCGUAUCCCGGAAUCUGUGGGUUUCCGGUCUAUCAUCGCUAACUCGUGCGACGGAUCUGAAGCUAAUCUUCUCCAAGUACGGUAAAGUGAUUGGCGCUAAAGUGGUGACGAAUACUCGUACUCCGGGAACCCGUUGUUAUGGCUAUGUGACGAUGGCAUCGGCCAAGGACGCAACUGAAUGCAUCACCCAUCUGCACCGGACCGAGCUGCAUGGACGUAUGAUUUCGGUAGAACGAGCAAAGUCAGAUCUGGGGCCAGCAAAACCUUCCGGCGGAAGCAAUGGUAGCAGUAGCACCAGCAAGAUGGAACCACCCAAAACAACGACGGUGGAGGUAGUAGAUAGUGGCAAGGAAAAAGAGAAAGACAAAACCGAGAAGAAGGAAGAGAACGGCAGCGGAUCGCACGGCAGCAGGGAUCGUGGUAGGUCGAGUUACAGGAGUAGAUCUCAGCAUAGAGGCCGGUCUCAACACCGUGGUAAAUCGCCGGAAAAAGACGACAAACCGAAGGACGACAAGAAGAAAGAUGACAUCCAGAAGGAGGAUGGCAAGGAAGGAGCGACCCGCAAGGAUGAUGAUCGUCCACCAAGAACCCAAGAUGCAGACCGCCGGCGUGAUAACCGCAGCAGCGAACGCAAAGACAACCGCAAUCGGGACCGGGAUCGCGAGGUUCUAUCGUUACAGAAGAUUCGUGAAGAGCGCGAACGUCAACGACUGCGCGAGAAGGAUCGCCAGUUGCGCGAGGAAGAACGGCGCCGUCGAGAGAUUCGCCAGCGCCAGCGCGAAGAGGAGCAACUACUGCGACGUGAACGGGAGAAACUGGCCAUCGAACGUGCUCGCAUCGAGAAGGAAAAAGCCGAACUGUUGCGCAUCGAACGCGAACGCCAGAAGCUGGAACGGGAGAAGAUCGAACUCGAGCGGCUGGAGCUGAAGCGUCAGCAAAGGAAAAUUGAAGAGGCGAAACGGAACCUGAAGCGCCCAGCAGCCUCAACGGAUCACUACGAUGACGAUCGGAAACGCUCGACGGGAUCGGACCGACGAUUCGAGGCACCUCCACCACCAUCUAUUUCCACUUCGGUUCGCGGUUCCUAUUCGGCGGUUGAAAAGAAACGCCUGGAUGACUACCCGCCAUCGAAACGGGAAGACUACAAGUCCCGUGACGAUUUCAAAUCACGCUCGGGCCCGGUAGAUGACUACCGACGGGACAGUUUCAAGCGCAACGGCGGAGGUGGCGUAAUGGACGACUACAGCAAGCGGGAUUUGGAUCGCCCGUCGAUGCCUUCGAUGGAGAGUCGCUAUACGGAUUCCCGUUCCGGUGCUGGAACUGACUAUCGUGGAAGCGGUGGUCCACGGGAUGAUCGCGAUCGCAAUGGAUCGGCACCAAAGUCCCGUUACAUGGAUCCGAUGGAUCAACGCUACCCUGAUCGGUCCGGUAGCAGUGGUGGCGGUGGCGGUAGCAGCAGCGGACCAUGGAAUGCUGGACCACCGCAGAUGAGCAUGGCACCGGCUGGUAUGGGAAACGAUGGCUGGCGAAUGGAUAACGGACAGGAUCGGUACGAUCGUACCUACAACGAGAGGAAAGCCCCGCAAAUGAGCGCCAGCCCCUUCAUGGAUCCAUCGAGGCAGAGUCAAUUCAUGGGAGGUGGCAGCAGCGGUGGACGACCACAAGACCGAUAUGGAGCCCCUGUGUCCGGACGGUUCGAUAAUGGACGAUACUAAGUAGGAAAAGGUACACUGGUUUGUGGUGUACGUUGGAAUUCCUAACGCCCUGCUGUGUGGUUAAAACUAGAUUUACAUUAUUCACGUAUGAAUGACAACUUUAAACAUAGUUCAACAUUAGGCUAAUGUAUGGCAAGAACUAGUUCGCGCCCCACCUCGUUCCCUCUACAUCCCAACAUAUAGUUCACUUCUGUCGUAGAUGUGUGAUCAUUUGGUGUAAGAAUCAUCUCUGUAGUCAUUAUUGAGUGUAGGAACUAAGUAAUUUAAGGCAGGAUUCAAUAAACAAAUGAAACUUACUCUUAAAAUAA
Ochlerotatus camptorhynchus is the source of this 2959-nucleotide messenger RNA. Its product is annotated as SAFB-like transcription modulator. Bases 141 to 2651 code for a protein of 836 amino acids. Gene Ontology annotation, biological process: regulation of mRNA processing; regulation of transcription by RNA polymerase II. The record is from RefSeq and is a predicted model, not a curated record. Lineage: Eukaryota; Metazoa; Arthropoda; Insecta; Diptera; Culicidae. The transcript is spliced from 8 exons. Gene Ontology annotation, molecular function: RNA binding; sequence-specific DNA binding. Gene Ontology annotation, cellular component: nucleus.